This is a messenger RNA of Anopheles darlingi, 811 nucleotides long. RefSeq names its product EEF1A lysine methyltransferase 2. Gene Ontology annotation, biological process: peptidyl-lysine monomethylation; peptidyl-lysine dimethylation. The record is from RefSeq and is a predicted model, not a curated record. Gene Ontology annotation, molecular function: protein-lysine N-methyltransferase activity. Lineage: Eukaryota; Metazoa; Arthropoda; Insecta; Diptera; Culicidae. The coding region runs from base 52 to 720 and encodes 222 amino acids. The transcript has 2 exons. Gene Ontology annotation, cellular component: cytoplasm.
AACACAAAAGGAUACCGGAAUGGAUUCCGGCUUCCGUUUCCGGCGAUAAAAAUGAGUGAAAAAGUGGAGGAACUGGAAGGAAGCGAGCUCGGGACGAAGGAUUACUGGGAAUCGAGCUACAGCAGGGAAAUCAACAACUAUCGCGACCAUGGCGAUGUCGGAGAAGUCUGGUUCGACGAGGACAGCCAAAACCGUAUUAUCACGUGGCUGGCUCGGUUAGAGGACGAAAUCCGGGCUGAGGAUGCAAUCAUCGAUCUGGGUUGUGGAAACGGUAUGAUGCUGAUAGAGUUGGCCCGCGAAGGCUACAGCAAUCUGACCGGCAUCGAUUACUCCCCGAAAGCGAUCGAGCUUGCAAAGGCGAUUUGUCGCGAUCAGGAUCUCAGCAUCGAGUAUCGCGUCGUGGAUUUGAUGUCCGAAUCGGAGACCACCGCUUUAGGACAGUUUAAGGUGGUACACGAUAAGGGAACGUACGAUGCUAUCAGUCUCCAUCCGGAGGACUCGAAGACGAUGCGUGGCCAGUACAUAGCCAGCGUGCAUCGGUUGCUGCGAGAUGACGGUAUCUUUGUGCUCACUUCCUGCAACUGGACCGAGUCGGAACUGGUCAAAAGCUUCGUGGAGAGCUUCAAUCUCCGGACAGUGAUACCGACGCCAACCUUCAAGUUUGGUGGAAAGGUGGGCAGCGUUGUAACAUCGAUUGUGUUUACCAAGAAAAUCGCCUAAGUAAUGAAUGAAGGAAACUUAUUUUCCAACGAAAGGGUGGUGUUUAUAUUAAUGUUCCAUUUAUAAAAUAAACUACAACGGUCAGAAGGAA